CAGAUGUCACUGCAGAUGCUGAGCUGGCAGCAGCAAUUAUGAGGCGACACUUUCGUGCGUCGCUGAUCAAAACUGAAGCAUGGGAAGGAUAUGAGUUUGCAGACAUGGAGAUCAAAAUCACAGAGUCGACGGACUGUUACGGGGCUGUUCUGUGGCCCUCAGCCAUGGUGCUGUGUCAUUUCCUCGACACUCACCGUGAGGAAUAUAACCUGAUGGACAAGAACAUCAUUGAGCUGGGUGCUGGAACGGGUCUUGUUACCAUAGUAACCAGCCUCCUGGGUGCAAAGGUGACGUCAACAGACCUGCCAGAUGUCCUGAGUAACCUGAGACACAAUGUGAACCGCAACACCAGAGGGCGCUGCAGGCACGAGCCAUGCGUAACCGAGCUCAGUUGGGGACAGCUGGAGGAAAGAUUCCCGUGCACAACCUGUCAGGUGUACGCGGAUCCCUACCUCCACAAGCUCAUGGAGACCUUCAUGCACUUGAGCUCAGACGACACCAUCAUUCUGUGGGCAAUGCGGUUCCGUCUGGAUCCAGAGAACAGCUUCGUGGACACAUUUUAGAAACACUUUC
Cyprinus carpio (common carp) is the source of this 573-nucleotide messenger RNA. It is a transcript of the gene mettl21e, whose product is annotated as methyltransferase like 21e. Gene Ontology annotation, cellular component: cytosol; cytoplasm. The transcript has 3 exons. Gene Ontology annotation, biological process: peptidyl-lysine methylation. The coding region runs from base 39 to 563 and encodes 174 amino acids. The record is from RefSeq and is a predicted model, not a curated record. Lineage: Eukaryota; Metazoa; Chordata; Actinopteri; Cypriniformes; Cyprinidae. Gene Ontology annotation, molecular function: protein-lysine N-methyltransferase activity.